GCAGUACAUUUUGCAAAGCCGUUGCAUCCUCAGCUCACUUGCAGUCUUCGGAAAGCCAUGCAGGAUGAAGAUGGGUAUAUCACCUUAAACAUUAAAAGUCGAAAGCCAGCUCUCACCUCAGCUGACACUGGUUCUUCCUCCGUAUGGCGUGUGAUGACUUUGGUUCUGCUGGUCGUAUGCAUGGGAAUGGUCAUUGGGCUGGUGGCCCUGGGGAUUAUGACUGUCACACAGCAAAUUCACCUACAAGCAGAGAAUGAAAAUCCCUCAGAAACUUUGAUACAACUAACAAAGAAGGUCUGUCAAGAUUUCCUACAACUGUUAACACAAUUCGAACCAAAAGGUGUUCUCUCUCAUCCCUGCAGCCCCUGUGAGAAAUCCUGGCGAUACUAUGGAGAUAGUUGCUAUGGAUUUUUCAAGCACAACUUGACUUGGGCCGGGGGUAAGCAGUACUGUGCUGACAGGAAUGCCACUCUUGUGAAGAUCACCGACCAGAACAUUCAGGAAUACAUCAGAAGCAGGACUAGCCUCAUCCGGUGGGUUGGAUUAUCCCGCCAGAAAUCUAAUGGGAAUUGGACAUGGGAAGACGGCUCAGUCCCCUCCAGGAGCAUAUUUGAGCUUUCUGGAGAUACAAGAGAAAAUAUGAAUUGUGCUUAUUUUCAUAGUGGGAAAAUUCACCCAACCUACUGUGAGAAAAAGCAUUAUUUAAUGUGUGAGAGGAAGGCUGGCAUGGCAAAGAUGGACAAACUACUUGACUACAAAGUGACGAAGGGGAUGCGACAGACAAAUGCCUGCCUGCAAUAAAAGAUCUGGACGAAGGAAUAACUAGCCAUCAAAUUGCUUACUCCUCCCUUUAUUUCCUUUGGAGUCAUUUUUGAAUUAUCUUUCCUACCAAUACCAUUUAGUCCCAUCUUUCUAUAUCCCUUUAUACUAAAGGUGAGCUUAUGUCUACUUUAAACAUUCAGAAAUCAAUCUGUGAGAUGAUCAUUUGCUUCCUAAUUAUUCUAUUUCCA
This is a messenger RNA of Talpa occidentalis (Iberian mole), 1010 nucleotides long. RefSeq names its product C-type lectin domain family 1 member B (gene CLEC1B). The transcript is spliced from 6 exons. The record is from RefSeq and is a predicted model, not a curated record. NCBI's taxonomy places the organism in Eukaryota, Metazoa, Chordata, Mammalia, Eulipotyphla, Talpidae. Bases 58 to 801 code for a protein of 247 amino acids.